UUUUUUUUUGACCAACCACACGAAAGUGGCUUUUUUCGGUAUCGAAAAAAAAAACCCCAGUGAAGUGACACCCUGAUCUCUUUCUCACUUUAACACGGAAGACAGGCUCGGCUCGAAUAUGGCCAAGGCUGAUAUUGAGAUGGACAUUCAGAGACACGAAGACUCUGCUGGAGGAAGACUUGACGAUGAAGGGCCCCUGAUCAAGUAUUACAGGGCCAGUGAGGUUCUGCCGGGCCCCGUGCCGGCUCUGCAGAAGCUCCUCAGGAAGGGCCCGGCCACCUGCGCUGCCGUGCAGUCGUCCAGCGGGAUCCUGAGCUUCGGCAUCGGGGUCGUGUUCGCCGCGUCGUUCGGGAUCAAUCUUAACCUGCUGACUGUAUUCCGGGUUCCCAUCCUCACUGGGAUCACGUUCGUCUUCGCUGGAGUCUUGUCUAAUCUUCUCUACAAACACCCCGAGCUUCUGCAGACUUGUUUGGUGGCUAACAUCGUCUGUCUGCUGGUGUCUGGUGUGGGAUCCAUCCUUCUGAUCGUUGAUCUUCAGCCCGGAGGAAAUAACAUCCAGUACAAGGCAGAUGGAGGUUCUGGUGCUGUGUGUGACUCUGAUGGACAUGAUCAUCGCGGCGGUGCUCAUCUUCUGGUUUCACAGAGAGAAGCGUGACCACAAGCAGUGAUCUUCAUCUCAGCAGAAGAGUCACUCGAGACACUGAGAACAGCUACGUCACCGUCUUUUAGCAUGAAUGAAGAACUACAGCUUUAUUUCUUUGUGUCUUUUUACUCACCAAGCUGGAUAUUUUCUCUGGACAUAUUUUCACACUGAAUGAAUGUAUUUCUGUAUGUUACUUUUGCGAUGUGUUAGCAAAUAUUAUCGCAUAAAAAGCUGGAUAUUAUUUUUGUGUACAUAUGUUUUUUUUACUUUCAGAGCAAAAAGAUGGACUUGUAUCUGGACACUUGUUUCAAAAAAAAAAAUGCAUACAAUAAAUAAUGUUUUUUUUUUACUAAUAAAUACAAAACAUAAUUAUUUUCCUUUGUAUUUUAAUAUAAUUAUUGAAGAAAUAAAGAAAAAUAAUUAUAACACACACACACACACUUUAUUUUUAUUGUUUAAUAUGAAAUGAUUGAAGCCAAUGGUGACAUCUUUUUUUCUUUAUUAUGAUUUAUUAGCAGUAAAGCUGGAUAUUAUUUCUUUGUACAUAUUUUCACAUUCAUAUACUGAAUUAAUGUAAUUCAAAAUGAAUUAAUGUUAUUUCGUUUUUUCUUUAUUAUUAUUUCUGUGAGCAGGGAAGCAUUUUAAUAAAUUACAAAAUUCAA
This is a messenger RNA of Puntigrus tetrazona (Sumatra barb), 1305 nucleotides long. RefSeq lists its product as uncharacterized. The transcript has 6 exons. The record is from RefSeq and is a predicted model, not a curated record. Gene Ontology annotation, cellular component: membrane. The coding region runs from base 119 to 655 and encodes 178 amino acids. NCBI's taxonomy places the organism in Eukaryota, Metazoa, Chordata, Actinopteri, Cypriniformes, Cyprinidae.